GCUGAAAGAUCACCUUAACAACAGCAUGGAGAACGGAUUGGAGGAGGCAAGACUGGAAAUAAGACCAGUUAAGAAACUGUUGCUAUAGUCCAGAGGAGAGAGGAUGAUGAAGCCCUGGACUGUGGAGGUAGCAGUGGGGAUGGAGAGAAGGAUGCCAUCCAUUUGAGGUAUCUUCAAGAACUGGUGAGAUUGUGACAGUAGAAGGUGAGCGGUCUUCUAGAUGCCUUCUUGAGCCUGCUCGUGGCCACCCACAGACACUUGUAAGGAGGAGAGAAGUCGGCCUGGCACAGACACUCUGAAAUGAGGGAUUAGAGGCCGGGAUCUAAGGAGCAAGAGCUACAGCCAGAAGACGAGGGAGCAGGCCCCUGAAGACGCAUCUACUGAGAGGUCUGCCAUGGCCUCUCUUGGCCUCCAACUUGUGGGCUACAUCCUGGGCCUGCUGGGGCUGUUGGGCACCCUGGUUGCCAUGCUGCUCCCCAGCUGGCGAACAAGCUCUUACGUCGGUGCCAGCAUCGUGACCGCAGUCGGCUUCUCCAAGGGCCUCUGGAUGGAGUGUGCCACACAGAGCACAGGCAUCACCCAGUGUGACAUCUACAGCACCAUGCUGGGCCUGCCUGCUGACAUCCAGGCUGCCCAGGCCAUGAUGGUGACAUCCAGUGCAAUCUCCUCCUUGGCCUGCAUUGUCUCUGUGGUGGGCAUGAGAUGCACAGUCUUCUGCCAAGAGUCCCGAGCCAAAGACAGAGUGGCGGUGGUGGGCGGAGUCUUCUUCAUCCUUGGAGGCCUCCUGGGCUUCAUCCCUGUUGCCUGGAAUCUUCACGGGAUCUUGCGGGACUUCUACUCCCCACUGGUGCCUGACAGCAUGAAAUUUGAGAUCGGAGAGGCUCUUUACUUGGGCAUUAUUUCCUCCCUGUUCUCCCUGGUAGCUGGAAUCAUCCUCUGCUUUUCCUGCUCGCCCCAGGGAAAUCGGUCCAACUACUACGAUGCCUACCAGGCCCAGCCCCUGGCCACUAGGAGCUCUCCAAGGCCUGGUCAACCACCCAAAGGCAAGAGUGAGUUUAACUCCUACAGCCUGACAGGGUAUGUGUGAAGGACCAGGGGCCAGAGCUCGGGGGUGGCUGGGUCUGUGAAAACCAGUAGACAGCCUCCCCCAGGGCCACAGGUGAGGGACGUUGCCACUGGAUCGUGUCAGAAGGUGCUGCUGAGGAUAGACUGACUUUGGCCACUGGAUCGAGCAAAGGCAGGAACGGGAGCUGGUGUGACAGCGUGCAGGCUGAACUGUCAAGAUGCUUGUCAAGCCAGACUUUCUGUUUCCUUCAUCUUGGCUCCCCAUCUCCCACCCUGAGUUCCCAACCCUCAACUCCACUCCCCUCCCCCACGAGGCCAGGCCCCAGAGUCUCCCCUUUACCUUCUGCUUUACCUGGGAAUCCAUCCCCAAACCCACGAAUCACAUGCCACUGACUGACCCUCUCUGUGAUCAAAGACCCUUCCUCUUGCUGAGGUUGGCUCUUAGCUCAUUGCUGGGGGAUGGGGGUGGGUGGGAAGAAGUGGCGGCUUCCGUGGGCAUGGCGCUAACCUCCUUCUCAAGCCUCCCUGCAAAGAAACUGAUUGGCCAGUAAUGGGCCCUGGAGCCUCCUCCAUCCCACUCUUGUUAUGACUCCACAGUGUCUAGACUGGUUGGUGUAUGAACUGAAAUAAAGCCAUCCCACAGUACGGAGGGAACAGAGAGCAGCUGGGUGUAGAAUGAGAGGGAGAGGGUGUAGCAACUGGGUGUAGGAUGAGAGGGAGAGGACAGCCUCGGAUAAGAAGCCGAGGAGCAAAAAAAAAAGAGCAGAAUCAUGGCCCAGGGCUCUAGCCCCCGGCUAGAGGAAAG
Molecule: messenger RNA, 1870 nt
Organism: Balaenoptera musculus (blue whale)
Lineage: Eukaryota; Metazoa; Chordata; Mammalia; Artiodactyla; Balaenopteridae
Gene: CLDN2
Product: claudin 2
Exons: 2
Coding region: 395-1087 (230 amino acids)
Biological process (GO): bicellular tight junction assembly; calcium-independent cell-cell adhesion
Cellular component (GO): bicellular tight junction; plasma membrane
Molecular function (GO): structural molecule activity
Source: RefSeq, a predicted model, not a curated record